AUGUCAUCCUCCAACUCUCAGCCACGCCUCAGCAUCGAUCUAGGAGCCCCAACUCUGAAAACCAUUCCUACCGAAGUCGAUAUAUCUCAACCGACUGGCCGAAUCCAUCCAGCGAGGCUCCAACAUUCACCUUCAUUGCCGAAUAUCUGGUUUCCUCCUCAUUCCGGUCCCAUACCUCCCGAAAUCAUGAGCAAAGAUUUUUUUCUUCGACCAUCCACACCACCGGCCGCUACGACUGACGAGGAUUUGCUGAUCAAGCAUUCCCCAACAAUCUCGUCUAUUCAACCCCCAAGACUCCGUGCAAAACAUGUGCCCACCGAGCCACAUGCCCACUUCGUCCUAGGUCCGGAUUCCAUCAAGCCCCAGCGCCGACGUCGCCGCGAACGCGAGCAACCUGUUUCUCUACUUACUCCGCCGUUGACGCCCUCUUCAAGCAUCAGAACGACCACGAGUUUAGAUUCCUCUGCAAGUCACCGAGAAAAGUUAAACAACGAUAAAGACGACGCCGACACUUUCAGCGAAAUUCGAGAUCCCGACACAAAGUCGACGAGAUUCUUGCUGCUCGGCAACGUAAACGAUAAAGUCUCUCCGGAUGUUCUAAAAUCUGCGGUGGUCUCGGGGCUCUCAGCGUCUUUGAGCGAUUCGCCCAACGCACAUGUUUCUCGGUCCUACCAUCCCGAAGAUGGGCCCGUCAAAGGGGUUAACCAUCGGUUCCAGAAGUCUAAAGGGAUCGUACCUUUCAUAUUUAACGACAUUCGGCUCGCUAGAGCUGCUAAAGAGUGUUUGUCUGUGCCAAGAAAGGGACCUCUGGAAGAAUGUAUCGGCAACGAAAUACGAGAAGAUGGCAUUUGUUGGAUUACAACACAGUUUCUGACAGUGGAGGAGUUGACUUCCCUUAUAGGAAAUUCCUCUUACAUUGAGUCAAGUGACGGUAGCUUUUACAUCUCCGCUCGAGUGGAUGCAUCAGCCCCAGGGAAACAGUCAAAUGUUGAGAUUAUAGUCGACAAAGAAAAGGGCAACCGCGACUCGAACAGAAACGCCAUCAGUGUUGGAGCCAUCCAAAACAUUCUGAAAUCAUAUGGCGACCUCUAUUCCUUUUCCUUCGCACGCGAAGAGGUCGAAAAAGAUGGAUCAGUGUCCAAGACGUUUCGUGUGGAGUACUAUGAUCUUAGGGAAGCGGACGACGCGUUUAUUGCCCUAGAUCAACAGACUAUGUUUGGAAUGAGAAUCCACGUCUACGGCCGCAAGGUACAGAGUGAUGAUGUGUCGUAUCAAAUGCCUGGGUUGUCCAUCGGACCAGCGGGUCAACAGUCGCAAAUCCGGACGCAGUUUGGUCAUACCGAGGGAGCGGAGCAAAACACUUCCGGGCCCACCCAUGGCGCGCGAUCCCCACAAUAUUUCUAUACGUCUCCCGCGAAUGGGGAUUCACCCAAUAUUACAAAGACCCCCACUCUUACAAGAAACGUCCAUGACGAUGUCGUGGAUGGGCAUUCUUACCCAUCACUUUACCAGCCGACAAACGAAUCCCAUAAACUUGAGGCCCAAUCGACCCAGGAUGGCACCAUACUGCAGUGGGAGGCUGAACUCCGCCCUGACGCAACGACCGUGUGUUACACCCCCACGCAAGAAUGUCGAUAUUGCCCGUCGCGAGGCCCGUCAAUCAUUCCAUACUUUCCCCAACAUACACCGCCGCCGAGUUUGACUUAUUCGCACCCGCUCCCGGUUCCUCCUAUCAUCGUCAAUCCACCUCCCACACCCACUGCCUUUGUUUACGAGCACGAUUGUCAAAGCAUUCAGCCUGUCAUGCCUCACUGGGCCUUCGAGCAGGCAAUGGCGCUUGCUGCAAGCAAUGGCGUGUACUCAGGACUUGCCGGCUCUUUUAUCCCUCGGCCAUUCUGGUCUCCAGACAUUUCUACUGGUUUCCUUCCUGCGCGGAGUGGCUUCUAUCCCGGACACAUACCCUCGCCUGAUCCACGGCAAGUCGAGUAUUUCCCCGUGACCACUGAGAUGCAGGGAGCAGCUCUACUGGAGCCGCCCUUCCCCCAUGGUCAACGUACAUCUGCUCAACGAUCACCUUCUCCGGUUACCCGUGUUACCUCCCUCCAGCAGGCAGCCUCAACCAUAACCCAUGCGACUGCUCCCAGCGGGACACCCGAGAGAAAUCAGCUGAAUCUAGACCGCAUACAGGACGGGCAGGAUACGCGAACAACCGUCAUGAUCAAGAAUAUUCCAAACAAGAUGAGUGACAAGGAUUUGGUUGCUUACAUUGGAAAAGUUUGCCCCAAAAAAAUCGACUUCUUGUAUCUUCGUAUGGAUUUCCAAAAUGGAUGCAAUGUUGGUUAUGCGUUCGUGAAUUUUAUUCGAGUUGAGGACCUUCUUGUUUUCGCUCAGAAAAAGCUGGGAGAGAGAUGGAACAUGUUCUCGAGCGAAAAAGUGCUUCAAAUGUCAUACGCCAACUACCAAGGAAAGGAGGCACUCGUGGAAAAAUUUAAGAAUUCUUGCAUCAUGGACGAGCGAGAGGCCUGGCGCCCCAAAAUAUUCUACUCUUCAGGGCCUGAACAAGGUCUCCCGGAACCUUUCCCGGCACCUACGCACAUCCGUCGAAAGGAACGAAGCUCAAUCAAUCGCGGCGGACUCUUCACUCCAGGUGCUGGGAAUGGAUUACCCAGUCCCCAGCCCGGUCCGUUGCAUGAUCCUGACCGGCGUCAUCAGGAUAGCCACCGCUCGCAGCGACCCCAGCAAAGGGGUCGCGCCGUUCACGAAAACGCGUCGGAUGCCAGUCGAAACGCCUGCAAUCGCGAUCCUCGAUAG
Laccaria bicolor S238N-H82 is the source of this 2811-nucleotide messenger RNA. RefSeq lists its product as uncharacterized. The transcript has 8 exons. NCBI's taxonomy places the organism in Eukaryota, Fungi, Basidiomycota, Agaricomycetes, Agaricales, Hydnangiaceae. Gene Ontology annotation, molecular function: nucleic acid binding. The record is from RefSeq and is a predicted model, not a curated record. Bases 1 to 2811 code for a protein of 936 amino acids.